AUGGAGACUUUAUUACGAGUUCUGUCAAACGAACUCAAUGUGAUGGGUUCUCCUUGGCCGUUUGUUACUUGGGGAAUGGAUGUUAUUGGGCCCAUAGAGCCUCCUGCGUCCAAUGGACAUCGUUUUAUCUUGGACGCUAUCGAUUACUUCUCAAAGUGGGUUGAGGCCUCAACACAUAAGGCCGUAACAAAGAAGGUGGUAACAAAUUUUGUUCGUAACAACUUAGUCUGUCGGUUUGGAAUUCUAGAGUCAAUUAUAACAUAUAAUGGAGCCAAUCUUAAUAGCGACCUAAUGAGAGAGAUUUGCAAAAGUUGUAAGAUCUCUCAUCAAAAUUACUCGGCUUAUCGACCACAAAUGAAUGGAGCGGUUGAAGCUGCAAACAAGAAUAUCAAAAGGAUCCUGAGGAAAAUAGUAGACGAUAAUAGGGAAUGGCAUGAGAAGUUGCCAUAUGCUUUACUUGGAUAUCACACCACAAUCAGAACUUCUACUGGGGAGGUUGGUCUAGACGAUGCUGAAUGGAUUCGUAGCAGGAUCGAGCAGUUGAUGCACAUUAACGAGAAGAGGUUGGAUGCA
Capsicum annuum is the source of this 573-nucleotide messenger RNA. RefSeq lists its product as uncharacterized. Lineage: Eukaryota; Viridiplantae; Streptophyta; Magnoliopsida; Solanales; Solanaceae. The annotation marks the transcript as partial. Gene Ontology annotation, biological process: DNA integration. The record is from RefSeq and is a predicted model, not a curated record. Gene Ontology annotation, molecular function: nucleic acid binding. The transcript has 2 exons.